AUGCAGCUGUCAGGCACUGUUGCGGGAUGCAUCAAGUUAAGGACGGAGUGUGAGGGGAAGGUGCAGCUGCAACUGCUUAUGAGAGAGUCCCGGAAUCUCAGUGACUUGCUGGGUGGCAAGUUCCUGGAUGCCACAGCUGAAAUAACUGCAGCUCUGAAACCGAUGCAGACACCAAGGGCCUUAGGGUUCCACUGUAGGAACCCCUGCAAUGGCUCUCGCAGCCUGCUCAGCAUGAACAUGGCUUCAGUGUUUCCCAGUAACAAGGCGGCGGCGGCGGCGGCGGGCGGCGGCGACGGGCUGCAGCGGUCCCGGGACUGGCUGUACGAGUCCUACUACUGCAUGAGCCAGCAGCACCCGCUCAUCGUCUUCCUGCUGCUCAUCGUCAUGGGCGCCUGCCUCGCCCUGCUCGCCGUCUUCUUCGCGCUCGGGCUGGAAGUUGAAGACCAUGUGGCAUUUUUAAUAACAGUGCCAACUGCCCUGGCGAUUUUCUUUGCGAUAUUCAUCCUCGUGUGCAUUGAGUCUGUGUUUAAGAAGCUGCUCCGCGUGUUCUCCUUGGUGAUAUGGAUAUGUCUCGUUGCCAUGGGAUACUUGUUCAUGUGCUUUGGAGGCAGCGUCUCUCCCUGGGACCAGGUAGGGUGCUAA
Molecule: messenger RNA, 642 nt
Organism: Octodon degus (degu)
Lineage: Eukaryota; Metazoa; Chordata; Mammalia; Rodentia; Octodontidae
Product: adenylate cyclase type 2-like
Exons: 4
Coding region: 1-642 (213 amino acids)
Source: RefSeq, a predicted model, not a curated record